AUGGCAGGCUCCCACCUGCCCGACUAUCUUCCCAUUGCACCAGACAGACCCCCCAGCUUCUAUAACAGCAUCGAUGGUGGUUUUGGAUCCGUUGACCAGGCCAAAAAAAGCCGGCUCAAGGGAAAUGGCUAUCCUAUCCCGGGAGUCCAGUCCCCCAGUGCAACCUCUGUCAUGACAAAGGACUAUUUCGUCAGUGAUACAGACUGGCAGACUAUGCUUGACCAUGGCAGCUUCGACUACAUCGUCGUCGGCUCUGGUUUUACUGCUCUUGCCUUUAUCGACGAGGCGUUGAAACUGAACCCGGACUGCAAGAUCUUGGUUCUUGAGAGAGGUGGUUUCUGGCUUCCAACCCAUUUCCAGAACCUCCCCCUCCCAUUCAAGAUGGUCCUUGGAGGCCCCUCAGAGACCUUCCCAUGGACCCUCUCCCGUAAGACACACAAAACCCGAGAGCUUCAAUUCUGCCACGGCUCCUGCCCUUUCUUCGGCGGUCGUUCGACAUUCUGGUCUGCCUGGUGUCCGCAACCACCUAUCGAGCUGAUGCGAGGCUACCCCAGGUCCUUGACCGACGCAACCGAGGAAAGAUGCUUCUGGGCGAAGGCCAAGGAGCUGCUCCAUGUCACCCCCGCUAACGAGAUCGGCGAUACCAUCUUCGACGAACUCCAGACGAAGAUCGAUAACACUCUGGAAAAGAACCUUAACAAGAUCUCAACCGCAAAUUAUGUUGAGUCGGCUCCAUUGGCUGUUGGUCAUAGGAGCCCAACGUCGACUUUGCGGUUUGACAAAUUCUCUGUGCCGGGGCCUAUGUUGGCGCUCUCUGAGGAUCAGCGGAUAGCUGCUACACAGCGCAACGGCUCGCCCUUGGAAUUGAUGAAUAAUUGUGUUGUCAAGAAGAUGAGCAUGGAAGAUGAUGGCUAUGUCCGCAUCCUGGAAACUAGCAAGGGUGUGUUGAACUGGGAUGACAAAAACACCAAGGUCAUUCUCUGUGCUGGUUCCAUUCCCAACGCCACUCUUCUUCUCAACUCUUUCGAAGGCUGCGAAGAAACCGUUGGAAAGCGCCUGACAGGCCACUUCCUGACUCACAUUGCUGCCCGGUGCCCUGUUUCGGCCGUGCCAGGCUACACUCCCGGCAAAACACUCGAGAUCGGAGCCACCUAUCUGGCUGGACAGCACACCAACGGAAAGCAGUAUCACAUCCAAAUCACUGCCAUUCAUAGUCCUAACCCAGAGGACGAUGUCGACGAUGCGGCCCGCGAAUGCCCUGACUAUGCUGCUUCUGCCACCUACGACCAGCUGAAGGACUCCAAGGACCAUAUCGUCUUCAUCUGUGCCACCCUAGGUGAAUUCUCGGAAGACAACAAGGACAACUGGAUCAAAAAGAACAAGACCAGAGACAUCACCUCCAAUGUCAACUUGCAAUUCACCGUGUCCCCCGAUGACAAGGCUCUCUGGGACACCAUGGAUACCGCUACAUACCAGGCCAUCCAGGUCAUGUCCAACCAGCCCGUUACUGACAAUGGCCUCGGCCAAGGAAUCGAAUACUGGGACACCAACACCAACAGCUGGAAGGCGCAGAAGCCUGCUGUUGACACUAUCCGAGUCCCCGGUGCUGUCCACGAGAGCAGCACGGCAUUUGUUGGCGAGAAGUCUAAAGGCGGAUCGCUCGAUGAUAUGUACAGACCCCAUGGGGUGAAGAAUGUGCAUGUUACCGGUGGCGCCGUAUUUCCAACUGCAGGAAGCUGGAACCCUACCCUGACCAUGUGUGGUUUUGCACAGGACCUUGCUCGGAAGCUUCACAAGGAGCAGUCAGCUAGAGUUAGAAGACACUAA
This is a messenger RNA of Aspergillus wentii DTO 134E9, 1827 nucleotides long. RefSeq lists its product as uncharacterized. The record is from RefSeq and is a predicted model, not a curated record. The transcript is spliced from 6 exons. Bases 1 to 1827 code for a protein of 608 amino acids. Gene Ontology annotation, molecular function: oxidoreductase activity, acting on CH-OH group of donors. NCBI's taxonomy places the organism in Eukaryota, Fungi, Ascomycota, Eurotiomycetes, Eurotiales, Aspergillaceae.